Molecule: messenger RNA, 1337 nt
Organism: Venturia canescens
Lineage: Eukaryota; Metazoa; Arthropoda; Insecta; Hymenoptera; Ichneumonidae
Exons: 2
Coding region: 465-836 (123 amino acids)
Source: RefSeq, a predicted model, not a curated record
UGGCCAGUCUUCGCUCACCGUUCGCCGAGUAAGCAUCGCAUAAACACGCCGCGUACCGUCCGUAACACAAACUUUUGAACAAUAAUUCCGAGAAUAACGGUCGAUUCCAUUGAAUUGUUAUUGCACACAAUACUGCAGUGAAAUAUAUAGCAACUGAACAAAUUUCGUGUCGAUGUUUUUUUUGUGUUUUUUCGGAAGUCUCGAUAUUCGUUGAGCUUUGUUUACAAAACACGUCGCCCGCGAGCGCGCUGGAUGACGAAUAUUAUCAGAAGUGAGAAAUAUUUAACGUAAAUUUUGAGUCCCCUUAUUUGUGUGUGCGGUGUAAAAAACAUUUGGCGGAACACAUGUAAACAUUGGUCGCGCGAGUGUAUUCGUGACCAAAAGACAGGUUGCCCUGCAUCAACGCACUGGCAAUCACUAGUAUUUUCAUUACGAACGGAAACUCGAAAAACAAAGGAUUAAGGAUGCCUUCGAGUAUGAUGUGUUUCAAAAGGUUCUUCAAACACACGUGGCAUCCUCAACAGAUGGAAAAUCCGUCGAAAUUAGAGCCGGCGAAGCGAGGCGUGGCGGGCUUGCGUCCCGACGACACGGAACUCGGAGAGGUCAAGAUAAUCGUACCCUCCUCGGAUAUUGCGACGUCAACAACGCUCGAAGCAUCCUCCGCAGUGAUACCUUGCGGUAGCGGCGGUUGCAAGACUUCCCGACGCCAUAACGGGGAAUCCCGACCCGAGAGUCCUUGGCACGUCCUAAAAACAAUAUUCCUCGUCUCCGUUAUCAUCGCCUUCGUCGUGUGGGUCGUUGUUUACACUUUAUUGGCGCAGUAUGAGAUUCUGUGAGAUUUAACAGCCUCGAGAGGUAACAGCGUCGAAAAAAUUGGUGCGCAAAGCGAGAGGGGCGCGGAAGGAAGAUGAAGAAAAACGAGUGAGCGUUAUUUUGGAAAGUAAAGACAUUAAAAACAGGGGCACCGUGCGGUAGGACUGGAACGACACGGUGCAAAAUUCGUUUAAUCGAGACGAGCGAUUCGGUUGUGAUAAAAAUUGUAUUUUCUAUCGUCUCUUUAAGUUUAUCCACCAAAUUUAUCGAAUCCAUUAAAAUAAGUUGAAAAUCAAUUACUUUUUAGAUAACUUUUCAUUUAUUUUUGAUACUUUAGUUGUGACGAAGCAACGCUUGCGGAUCUAGUCGAUAUCUCCGUGCCGAGAAACGUCGGUUUGUCCCCGUACAUAUCGCUCGCCUGAUCUUUCAGCGAGAGGGCAAAGAACGAGAAACGAAAAAAAUUGUAAAUAAGAUUGUAAAAUGUGACUUGUACAUGGGAAUAUAUCGUACUUUUAUUUUCACUA